CCCCAAAACCGCAAAAAAGGUCUCCCUUCUUCUCAUUUCCGAAAAACUUCCUCAAUACCUCAAGGAUAAUCUUGAAGAAUCAAAAACUUGGGAAACAAACCGCAAGGAAUAAUUUUAAAAAGUCUUAUCACGUAGCAAAUAGUUAAAACAAGAAAAUUUCAAUAAUUUAUUUAUAAAUAAAAAAGCAUCGACCACUCACUAGAGCCCCAUUGUCUCUCCUUUCCCCCAAUAGUCUGGGGUCCCGUCGUGUCCCCAGAGUAAACACAAUUCCAUUCCUCUAAAAACAAAAGAGAAAUCCCUUCCAAAAUCCUCAUCACAGCCCCUACAUCCCCCACCCGACAAACCUUCCACUUGAAAUUAUUCCUUGGAAUAAUUUCAUAAAAAUGAUUUCAAGUUCUGCGAAAUCUCUCAAAGAAAAUUAUAUCGAGUGUAUAAAUAGAAAAAAAAACUGAAGCAAAAGUAGAAGUCAACGGAUAAAUCCGCAAAAAGAAACGGAGAGAAUAAAAAUCGCCCAAUCAGCGUCUGUCAGCUAGUCCUCUAUUUAUUAUUGCUCGUUAUCUUCGACGAGUGGAAGGAGAAAAGUUCGAGCCAUCGGGGUGAAUCAGCUGAUGAGUGACAAGAGCCAAAUGCUGAGGCAUUGUUGGUUAUGGCGACAAGCAGCUCGGACGGUUCUUGCACAGCACCAGCUGAUUUUCAAUUAUCCUCGGAGCUGGAAGACGUGUCCAAUCGUUUGAGUGUUAAUUUGUUGAAGUGCCCACUUUGUCAUAAUAAUAGACGAGUUUUUUACUGCAAACAGUGCGUUCAGAAUGGAGAUUUUGUGCAUUCUACGUCUGUUUACUCUGAACGGUUUGCGGAUAAACAGUUACGGUUGUUACGGUUGAAGGCAGCAAGGUCUCAACUUGAGGAGAAAUGGGCCAAGGCAUUUGAGAAACACAGGCAGAAGGAUAAGCUGAUAUGUGAUAUUAAUAUGUGUAAAGAGAGAGUUAAACUUUUGCACACUUUAGUUAAUGAAACGAAGCAGAGUCUAUCUAGAGGUCAUCAACGACUGAAUGUUCUGAAGGACGCCAAUUCCCAAUUGGUCCUUCGCCUCCCCAGGCACGAGGAGAGGGUGGAAAAAUUGCACAAAUACGUAAAUGGACUUAAGAUGAAACAAGAGAAGCAGAAGGAGGCUGUUGACAGGAAGCGACAGCAGUUGAAAAAAAUCAUAAGAAUAGCAGCCAAACAGUUGAUUCAGUAUAUAUUUCCUCUGAGUCAAGUCGAGGCUAAUCGAAGUUUAUGCAGCAGUGAAGAAGAGAGUCCAAACGCCGAUGUUGUAACAUGUGCAUUGGCAGACGCCUCAGGUACUUCAUACGUGCGAGGACGAUGGAUCAGUGAUUCUGAAAAUAGUUUAGAGUCUCAGCAUCGAAUCGUAGCUCCAACAUUGCCAGGUUCCGGGGAUUACAGUGCAUAUUCACUUUGGGUUACUGCCAAUAAAGAAGGAGUCCCAGGGGCUAAUAAGGAGAAUUUCAUGCACAAUCCAGCGUACAAUAUCAGUGCUGCAUUAACAUAUGCAACACAACUUGUUAAUGUUCUGGCGUAUUACGUAAAUGUCAGAUUACCUUACAAAUUAUCUUAUGGAGAAUUCUGUGGAAAUGAAAUGUCAGACCAGAAGUUCGCGAGGAAAGUUGCUCGCCUCAACAGCAAUGUUCUCCACCUGUGUUUCACCCAGAACACAGACAUCAAUAUUUUACACCCAAUGCACACACUCCAGAAUCUAAUGCACCUGCUCAACACAGAAAUAAGUGAUCUCGGUAGAGUUGGCCCCAUGGAGGCGGAUCCAGCCAUUGUUGAUCAUCUCCACAGCCAAUUGACGUCUGACCUUGAAAACAGUGAUGACUCUGCUUCGGAUGAGGAGGAGGAUGCGUUCAAUUGGGAAUGGGAAGCUGUUCCGAACGUCGCCUGUCCUGAAAUGACAGUCCCAAUCCCUGGUGCAAUACUUACCCAGCAGUCCUCAAGCAUCCAAGUGAACCAGAGUGUGGCCGGAGGCCUCGUCACCAGUGCUGCUGCCAGCAUCGCCUCCAUCUGGCGCGGCUGGACGACUAACAAAUAAUCUCAAUGUUAAUGAAUUUUUUAAUGAAUGUCAUACGCAGAAGUUGACUCGAGUGAGUGAAAAAAUCAGAACAGGAGUUGUGAAUUAAAUUGAAUUGUGGUUUUCUUUUUCAACGAAGAAAUAAACGAGUUUUCUUUAAA
Diachasma alloeum is the source of this 2229-nucleotide messenger RNA. RefSeq names its product beclin 1-associated autophagy-related key regulator (gene Atg14). Gene Ontology annotation, cellular component: phosphatidylinositol 3-kinase complex, class III; extrinsic component of omegasome membrane; mitochondria-associated endoplasmic reticulum membrane contact site. The transcript is spliced from 8 exons. Gene Ontology annotation, biological process: cellular response to starvation; autophagosome assembly; mitophagy. Lineage: Eukaryota; Metazoa; Arthropoda; Insecta; Hymenoptera; Braconidae. Bases 647 to 2089 code for a protein of 480 amino acids. The record is from RefSeq and is a predicted model, not a curated record.